AUGGACGUCACAAACGACAACCUACAAGAGCUGAAGUACCGGCUGGAGGAUGCUACAAUCAAGUGCUCAGAGCGAUGUCUCUACCAAUCGUCGAAGUGGGCAGCAGAAAUGCUUGAUUCUCUUUCACCAAUCGAUCACGAAGAGACAGACCCCGAAUCCCCAAUGGAGAUCACAGAUCCAAUUCCCCCUCCUAUCAACCCAUACCUACGAACCCAAGACCCUACCGAGGUCGCCCUCGAAAAUCAAGAAGCUCACAAGUACCUCCUCGCGAAAUCCUAUUUUGACACUCGCGAAUAUGACCGCUGCGCAGCCGUAUUCUUACCACCAAAUACCCCUCCGGUUCCGCUCUCCAUGACCUCCCCCAGCUCAAAACCAAAACAAUCGCGACAUUCGCUAAAAGGCAAGGACAAGGCAUCCCCAUUCCUUGGCUCCAAGGGCCCUGUCGCGCGAAACCCAUACCCAAGACUCAGUCAGAAGUCAUUGUUUCUUGCGCUUUAUGCCAAAUAUCUAGCCGGUGAAAAGCGCAAGAAUGAAGAGACCGAGAUGGUACUAGGUCCAGCGGAUGGUGGGAUGGCGGUCAACAGAGAACUCCCGGAUCUUGCCCGAGGCUUAGAAGGAUGGCUGGUGGAGCGCAGUUCAAAAGGCCUGGAUGAUAAAGGUCAGGGCUGGUUGGAAUAUCUCUACGCGGUCGUUCUGCUGAAAGGGCGGAAUGAAGAGUUGGCCAAGAAGUGGUUGCUUCGAAGUGUGCAUCAGAACCCAUUCCACUGGGGAGCAUGGCAAGAGCUUAACGAUCUUUUGGCAAGCACCGAGGAUGUAGGAUCUUCCAAUUCCCAUAACCCUUUAAUACGUGAUACUGACAUCCCGCAACAGCUGAAACAAAUCGUGGACCACCUGCCUCAAAACAUCAUGACACUCAUAUUCCACGUUUACUGCAGCCAGGAACUAUACCAGGCUACGGAAGAUACAUACCAGGCACUUUCAGAGCUGGAAUCAAUUUUCCCCACUAGUGCAUUCUUGAAGACUCAAAGGGCACUCCUUUAUUAUCACUCCAAAGAUUUUGAGGAAGCGUCAGCUAUUUUCACUGAUAUCCUAGCCACAUCACCCCACCGCUUGGAUAGUCUCGACCACUACUCUAACAUUUUGUAUGUCAUGAAUGAGCGGCCACGCCUGGCCUUUGUCGCGCAAAUCGCCACCGCAACAGACAAAUUUCGCCCGGAAACAUGCUGCGUUGUGGGCAACUACUACUCUCUCAAAUCGGAACAUGAAAAGGCAGUUAUGUACUUCCGUCGUGCUUUAACAUUGGAUCGAAACUUCCUCUCGGCCUGGACUCUCAUGGGCCAUGAGUACAUCGAGAUGAAAAAUACCCAUACCGCUAUCGAAUCGUAUCGUCGGGCCGUCGACGUUAACCGAAAAGAUUAUCGUGCCUGGUAUGGUUUGGGCCAAGCUUAUGAGGUGCUUGACAUGUCUUUCUACGCCCUCUUUUACUACCAGCGUGCCGCCGCCCUGCGCCCCUACGACCCGAAGAUGUGGCAAGCCGUCGGCUCAUGUUAUGCGAAGAUGGGCCGAGUCGAGCAAAGUAUCCAGGCACUUAAACGUGCACUUGUGGCCGGGUCUUACUAUACAGACGACACGGCGCCAAGCGCAAGCCCUGGCGCGAGCGCUCGCAAAGUGCUCGACCCCGAAACCCUGCACCAGAUCGCAACCCUCUAUGAGCGUCUCGGCGAUGAAGAGGAAGCGGCUGCGUAUAUGGAACUGACCCUCCAACAAGAAACAGGCGGCGCGCCUGUCCAAGAGGAGAACUCGGAUGAGGAUGAGUAUUCGUCUGCUUCGGAGAAUGCUGCUCAGAGUGACGGGGAACAUUCUGGCGACGAUGAUGCCGACAAUAUGCCUCGCUCUCGUCGUCGACAAAAGCCCCGUACAUCAUCCUUCGCGAUGCAAAACGACGACUCCAAUGCGGGAGAGGCGUGGCAUCAGCCCACAGCCACUACGUCGAAAGCGCGUCUCUGGCUGGCUCAGUAUGCCUUGCGACACGAGGAGUUGGAACGGGCAGAUCAGCUGGCGAGCGAGUUAUGUCAGGAUGGUAUGGAGGUGGAAGAAGCGAAGGCGAUCAUGCGAGAUGUUCGUGCGCGGAGAGAGGAGGCAGGGUAG
Molecule: messenger RNA, 2148 nt
Organism: Penicillium manginii
Lineage: Eukaryota; Fungi; Ascomycota; Eurotiomycetes; Eurotiales; Aspergillaceae
Product: anaphase promoting complex subunit CDC23
Exons: 3
Coding region: 1-2148 (715 amino acids)
Biological process (GO): cell division
Cellular component (GO): anaphase-promoting complex
Molecular function (GO): protein binding
Source: RefSeq, a predicted model, not a curated record